Molecule: messenger RNA, 747 nt
Organism: Plasmopara halstedii
Lineage: Eukaryota; Oomycota; Peronosporomycetes; Peronosporales; Peronosporaceae
Product: uridine phosphorylase
Exons: 2
Coding region: 1-747 (248 amino acids)
Biological process (GO): uridine catabolic process
Cellular component (GO): cytosol
Molecular function (GO): uridine phosphorylase activity
Source: RefSeq, a predicted model, not a curated record
AUGGCAGCAGCUAACAUGGCCCCUCGCAUGCCAGUUCUCACCGCUGAUACUACGCAAGUGCUCGUGCGCAAUAGCCACAUCCUUGAGAUGCAAUCGGAUGUGUUGUUUCACAUUGGUUUGACUAUCUCGCAAAAGGAGCGUCAGCAGAUAGCAAACACUUUUGGUGACGUGAAAUUUUUCGUCACAGGCGGCAGUGCAGAGCGCAUGACUCACUUCGCGCGCUUAGUAGCUAAGGAACUUGAUAUUGCCACGCCCUAUGGCUACCAAUUGGCACCAAUCGGUAGUACAUCUCGCUAUACGCUUUACAAAGUUGGCCCUGUGCUUGUAGCAAAUCAUGGUAUCGGCAUGCCAUCGAUCUCUAUUUUGCUACAUGAAGUUACAAAGCUGCUUGAAUACGCUGGAGCCCAUGGUGCCACUUAUAUCCGCAUGGGUACGAGUGGUGGCAUUGGCGUCGAGCCGGGUACAAUUGUUAUUACGUCUGAGGCUGUUAAUAAUAAAUUGGAAGCCGUAGAAGAGGUGGCUGUACUCGGCUCAACUGUGCUCCGGCCGUCCAUUUGCUCGCCUGAAGUACGUAAAGAUAUGAUUGCUGCCACGACAGAUGUGGGGUUACCUUACACUGUGGGCAAAACACUUAGCUGCAAUGACUUCUAUGAGGGUCAAGGACGUUUAGAUGGCGCCAUCUGCGAGUAUACGCUCCAAGACAAGAUGGAUUUCUUGCAAACAUUGGCUAAUGCUGGCUCUGUGUAA